CACUGAUUGGAGGAGACUUGUUUCUAGCAGAAGCUACUUCAUAUUUCUAUUCUCUUGCUCGAGGUAGCAUUUUCUGCUCUGACUACGAGCUCGAGUCCAUGUUUCUGAUGCUCGAUUCGUAGUGAAUGUGUACAUAUGUUGUGCAGAACUUAGAAACGAAUUUUGUUUAGUUCGUAGUGUUCUUAAACCUAUGUUAGGGUUUGUCUAUAGAUCUCAGCUUGUCUAUCGAUUUCGAGACCUUGAUUCCUAAAGAAAUUUGAAUUCUCGUGAUGGAUUGAAACUAAACUUGUGAGGAUUUUGAUUUGUUUAUGUGACAACGAGUUCAUGUUUGCUCUUUUCUUUGUAAUUUCUGUGUAACAUAUGCGUUUCAGAUUCUAGAUUUGUAUCCCGGUGGAUGUGUUUCUGAUUCUAGAUUCGUGUCCAGAACAGUGCGUUUCUACUUCUUAAACUUUGCAUACAACUGUUUAUUAUUUUGGAUUUGUAUCCUACUUAGAUGAUGCUAUACUGCUAUAUGUGAAUUUUUGAGCUUCUAGGUUUAUGAUUUCUCAUUUCUGAUUUUUGCAUGUUAUUGUCAUUUCCCAACAUAGUAUAUACGGUCAAGUGUAUAAAGAAGUUGUAUCGUUAAUCAGAUAAGUAGCAACAUGCUUCGAUCUCUUUGAAGGUGAAAAAAAAUAAUAACUUUUAGUAACCAAAAACUCUGUGUACUUUAUUACUAGUAGUAGAUAAGAGAGAUUAUGAAUGAAGUUGCCACAUCACUGCCGAGUCAUGACGUAUAGAGAGAGGAGAGGCUAUUAUAUGAAAUGAAAAAUGAAAGCUUUGUUAGAGCAUGCCCAUUAAUGGUUCUUAAGGGGUUCAUGGGCUCGGGUUCAUAGGGCCGGAAGAGAAAAAAAAAUAGAAAAAUGGGCUAAUUAGCGUGACCCGUCUCUUAGCGGUGAUCCGUCCGUAGCCGAGUUCAAGGCACGUGUCGCGCUGAGAUUGGGCCCGUGUUUUCGAGUUGAAGCGGAGUAAUUCGCGAAACCUUUCAUUUUCUUUUAUUCCGCAAAAGCUAGGGUUUCUUUCUCGUCUAGGCGAUUCAGAGGCGAUUCUCGUGCGACGCCGAUUCCCGGAGCUUUUCACCGUCAAAUCGACGACGAACGGUUUCCUCCACGAGCUCAGAUGGAUCCCGCAGCAGAGAGAAGAGACAUGAAGAGGAACAUUGAGUACAACAACAGCUUGCAAUAUGUGGCUGAUUCGGAGUACGGGAUACCGACAAGGUGUUACUGUGGUGGGAGAAUGAUUGACGAGGUUCAGGGGAAGGAGGAGAGAGACACUCUUCCUGGGAAGCGCUUCUUCACAUGCGUAAACUACCAGGCUGAUGGGCUCCAUUAUCGUCAGCCUUGGGUUCAUGGUGUCCAGGAGGAGAUCGAGAAGCUCACUAACCGCCUGCAGGCGGCUGAGAAGGUGAUCAAGGAGGUGCCCAUCCUCAGUCAACAGAUUGAGUCACUUGAGGAACAGGUUAAGAGGCUCUCUGGCCAGGUGGAUGUUCUCAGUGUGAAAGUCGCUGACCUGGAGAUGGUCUGCUUCGAUUGAAAAGCAAAGGAAGAAGUGUUCAAGUGAUGUCUUUCUCAUCAGAUGAUGCAGCAGAUAAACUAAUUGAAGAUACGGUUGACCAACAUGUUGAUAAUUUUAUCGACCAACAUGUUGAUAAUUUUAUCGACCAACAA
This is a messenger RNA of Raphanus sativus (radish), 1703 nucleotides long. RefSeq lists its product as uncharacterized. NCBI's taxonomy places the organism in Eukaryota, Viridiplantae, Streptophyta, Magnoliopsida, Brassicales, Brassicaceae. The transcript is spliced from 5 exons. The coding region runs from base 1156 to 1569 and encodes 137 amino acids. The record is from RefSeq and is a predicted model, not a curated record.